AUAUAUUCGGUCAUCUGUGACUUGUUGUUUGUGGGCUGCUGCUAAGAAAACAAUUUUUACACGUAAAUAAAUCUAAUUGCCUUAAUUAAUCGGCCAGAGCUGAACAAAGAACUCUGACGCUACUGUAACAAAAACUGAGAGUGAAUCCGAGAUCUGGGACAUCCGUCAAGGCAAAAAGAAAAACAAUGCGACGCAAUGCGCGCCCGCAACAUCACAACCUGGAGGACGUGGACCCCGACGACGUGGAAGACAUCUUCGCCCGUCCGGCCUACGACGAUGAUGAGUUCGAGGACCUGCUUCCGCUGGCCAGAAGACCUAAUGGCCAUGCCCGCCUGGGACGCUACGAGAACACGCUGGAGGUGAAGGUCCAGGAGGGCGACACUCUUCAGGCACUGGCGCUGCGUUUCCAUUCCUCCGUGGCGGACAUUAAGCGUUUGAACAAGAUCGACCGCGAGAAUGAGAUCCACGCGCAUCGCGUAAUCCGCAUCCCAGUCACCGUGCACAACGUCCUGCUGGGCAACGGGGGACUCGAAGCCCUGCCCGCAGUCCACCGAAGCGGAAACAACAGUCCCAGGCAUAACUUGGAGCCUGAACCAGCUCCCGAACGCAAUCCGCUCGAGGAUGCGCGCCAAAUGCUGGAUGAGCGACUCCUGGUUGCGGCGGUAAAUGCUUCUGGCGCUCUGGAUCCCGACCAGCCGUCGACGAGCAGAGCGGCUGGGCAGUUUUACGAGGGAGCCCAGGGUGCACCCAAUGAUGAAGCUAAUAUGGAGCAACCCUUCGAGGAAAACGCUGCUUUAUUGAACCACCUGCUGGUGGACAGGCAUGCUCCACUGGUGCGUCCCAUCCCUGGACCUUCUUUGAGUGCCAUCGACUGGUCUGGAUCGGAUUGCGACUUGUCCUGGAUAUGUCUGCUGAUCUUCAUACUCGCCCUGUGUGUUGUCAUACCGCUUGUCUACGUCAUCUACCUGGCGGAGCAUCCGCAUCACAAUCACAGCGCCCAGUAGUUGGGUCAAUGCCUGCACCCGAAGUGAUCAUCAUUCCAAAUGUACCGGCAACUUCUCACCUGUCACACUCUCACUCUCUACAGAUCAGCCGGCCGCAUUAAAAAUGCGGUCCCAGGCAAUGGAAUUUAUUUUUAUACCUGAACGUAUAACUUUAUAUUGACUCUUGUCAAAAAUAAUAAGGGUUUGUGUACUGUACGUUUUUAAAUAACUACGAUUUGCGUGCUUCCAAGUUGCAUAUACUUAUUUAUGCUAAGCUUCACAUCACUCCUGGCAGCCAAAACUAAUUUUACGAUCCUAAGAUCCGAUUGUGUUGUGAAUAUCUGUAGCUCCCGCAAGAUAUUUUCUUUUCUAUAUGUUUUAUUGAGUACAAUUAUGUAACAUUUAAACUAGUACGGGUGAAGUGUAACAUUGUUCAACUGAAAUUGAAAACAGUUUAGCUUACGCCUAAAAAGUACAUAAUACAUAUCUUAGAGCUAAAUAAAUAGUAUCCAUGGAUAUAAGAAUAAUGUAAUAGUAAAUACGGACUACAAUUAAAAAUGGCGCACGUUGAGUGCCAAUUGAAGUUAA
This is a messenger RNA of Drosophila rhopaloa, 1571 nucleotides long. RefSeq names its product lysM and putative peptidoglycan-binding domain-containing protein 3. Lineage: Eukaryota; Metazoa; Arthropoda; Insecta; Diptera; Drosophilidae. The transcript is spliced from 3 exons. The record is from RefSeq and is a predicted model, not a curated record. Bases 186 to 1004 code for a protein of 272 amino acids.